AUGAAUAGCUUCGAAUCGCCUCUCUUGCCCUCAUUACGAGCCUUGGUGCGCGAAUGCGUCGGGCAUCCUUGGGCUGGAGGCAGGGCUACGUGGCAAAUGAUCGGGGUACCGCGACGAGCCUACCGCACGGCUGAGCUUCAGCACCCGCCCGCCCGGUCGAAAAGCCUGAUUUCACGUGAAACGGCAUUCGACUUCCUUGCGCUCCAAAGAUGCGAUGGGAUUUAUUAA
Molecule: messenger RNA, 228 nt
Organism: Akanthomyces muscarius
Lineage: Eukaryota; Fungi; Ascomycota; Sordariomycetes; Hypocreales; Cordycipitaceae
Exons: 5
Coding region: 1-228 (75 amino acids)
Source: RefSeq, a predicted model, not a curated record